AUGGCAGCUAGUUUACGUACAAAAGUAGUUGAACGUUCAAUAAAAACAAAUACAGCAGCAUAUUAUUCCUAUAUUGAUGAUAGUAAAAAUCCAGUUUUACAAAGUUUUGAAAGUCAAAUUUCGGAUUUUAAAAACUAUGUUGCAAAACAACAAAAAUUAAAUGAUACAAUUGAUGGUCGUUUAUCAGAAACAUUAUUUCAGUUAUGGAGUAGCUUUCAACCGAGAGUAUCUGUUCGAUUAUAUUGUGAAAAAUUAAUGCAUCUUGGAGAAUUUCUUGUUGCACAUGAAAAAUAUAAUCUUGCAUUAUUUCAAUGUUAUCAAAGAUAUUUAAAUGAGUUUGGUGCAUUUCAUAUGCAAGAUUUUCAAACAACAGAUCAAAUUGAAGAACGAUUUUUUCCACUUGGAUUAGCUGAUAUUACUGCUGAUAUAUCUUUUCAAGCUUUAAUGGGUUGUGCUCUUUGUUUAUUCUAUUUAUCUAUUGAACAAGAUCCGAAAGUACAAUUAGAUGAAACACUUGAUCGAUGUUUAGUAGCACUUUCAUUUAUUCGAUUAUUAAUGAAUUUAGCAUUGAAAGAUGAUCGAUGGUCGUGGCUUGUCUAUAAUGGAACAAUUUAUUUAUAUAAAAUGGGUCGUUAUUUAAUGACAUUGGGUUAUUCGUUACAGGUUGUUGAAUAUCUUGUAUGGGCUGCUGUUAGUACAGAAAUGUGUUUACCAUUAUUAUCUAUAGCAUAUUUACCAUGGCGAUCAACACUUUAUUGUUCAGCAUGUGAAGCAUUUUAUGAUAGUCGAAUAGCACCUGAUGGUGAAAGAGCAAUUGCUGGAGAAAAUUUUGCUCGUCGUGCAUUAGAACAAUUUAAAAAUCUUCAUGAAUUACAAUCCAUGAGUAUUGAAGGUGAUAAAUGUCAAUAUGAAAAUUCUUUUCGACAUGCUACAAUUAAAAUAGCUACAAUGUUAUUUAAACGUACAGUAUUUGAAAGUCGUCGAAAAGCGAAAGGAAUACUUCGACCAAAAGUUCGUCAAAAUUAUAAAGAUAUUAGUGGUGCAUGGCCAAGAACAUUAACAGAAAAAUUAUUAGGUGAUAUGUUUGAUUGUCGUUGUGCACAAUUUUUAGCCAUUCUUCAAGCACUUUCGGAUAGUAAUCGACGUUUAUUAUUAACUAGUCCAGCAAGUGAACAAGAAAUCGAAUUACUUGAUGUUACAGCUGAAUUAUUUUAUGCUGCACAAUAUAUUUUACAAGUUAAACAUGCAAAUCUUGAUCAAAAUUCAGGAGCAAAUAUGAAUAGUUUAUAUCCAAAUAUAACUUUGAAAGAAAAUAAUAAUUUACUUGAGUUAGCUGUUACUGGACAAUAUGUUAUACCUCUGUCAUAUGCAAUUCAAUUAUUUAAACUAGCAUUUAAUUAUCAAGUUAAUGAUGUAUUUGAAUCAAUGAUGGAACCGAUUAGUGAUCUUGUUGAUCAAGCUGGUGGUAGUCAAACAUCAGUACUUGCUUUAUUGCAAAUUCUUUAUGAAAUUGAACAAUGUGAUAGAGAUCGUAAAAUUGCACAAAAUCUAAAAAAUACACGAGCUGUUAAAAAUACAAAAGAAACUGAUACGAAAAAACAACGUGGUAAAAGUCCAUCGAAAGUAAAAGAAGUUGUUCGUAAGAAAAGUCCAGAAAAUGUUAAAGAAAAAUUAAAAACACCAAAAGCUAUUAGAGAUUUAAUUGAUACAGCUAAAGGUACACGAAGUCUAUCUAGUACAGAUAGUCAAGCUAAUGCUGAUCAAAAAUUAAAUGAUGAACGUACUGUAGAAGAAUUACUUGAAGAUUUAUGUUUUUUAUUACUGAUGGAUCCUCAAAUUCAUGAAAAAAUUGAACCCGAUGUUUUAAUUGAUGUUAGUUUAUUACUUUGGAAUAAAUGUCGAGCUGUUCUUAGACGAUUUUAUAAUGAACCAAAUGAUAAUUCUCGUUGGUUAACACGACUUGAUCAUAAUCAUAUUAAAUGGAUUCAUUUAUGUUUUCAAACUCAUGAGAUAAUGUCUCGUUUUAAUUUUGCUGUUGUUGAUGCAAGUGCUUAUGCUGAAUGUUCACUUUGUCUUGGUCAAAUAUUAUUUACUCUUCUUCAACCGAGUUCUUCGAUUCAAGCAACUAUUCGUAGUAAUUGUUAUAAACAACGUUUCGAUCAGUUACGUGAUUCAUUAAUAAAUAAUACUGCCAAACCAAUAUUACAAGAUUUUAUGGAUGAAUUGAAACGACAACAAACUGUAGUUGAUAAUUCAAUCAUAAAAGAUGCGAAAAAUCGAAAACAACAAUCACAUAGUGCUGAUCCUCAUUCAUCAUCACUUGAAAAUAAUACACUGACAUCAUCAUAUUAUUUUCCAUUAGUAUUUUUUGCUGAACAUCUUCUAGCGCGAUCAUUAAAAAUAUUAGCUCAAGCACGAUCAAAUCUUAUUCGGUCUGAUGGUUCAUCUCUAUUCGAUCGAAAUUGGUCAGCAAAAACAAAUGAUGAUGAAGAUGAAACAGAUACAUUUAAUCAAAUACGUUUUCUUGCUACACAACCUUUUCAACUUGAAAAAGGUCAUACAAGUAAAUUAAUGGAUAAUCUUGUUAAAGAUCUUGAUGCUGAAUUACAUUUUGUUUAUUGUCGUAUUGCUGCUUUACUUGAACAAACACCAGAUGCUAAUGCAAUCAAAAAAGGUCCAAUUGAUCAAUAUUUAACUGAUGCUCGAGGUAAUUCACAUAAAAAAGCAUUAUUAUGUGCAGCUUAUGCAAGUACACGACGUGAUGAAAAUCUUGCAGCUGAAUAUAUGCAGAAAGCUUAUAAACAUUUAUUAGCAGCUGAAGAAGAAGAUCGUUUAUAUUUUUGGCAUCAUCAAAAUCAUAAAACAGAAAAACAAUCAAAUACAACUGUUCCUCGUCCAUGUAUUAUUGCGCGAGCACCUGAUUUUGUUUUUGUUAUGGCACCGGAUUUUGGUUCAUUAUCCAAUAAAGUUGCUACUUAUCGAAUAUUCUGUCGAGCAGCUGAUCGUCCAAAUGCAAAAGCUCGAAUGGCUGAUACAAAUCAUCCAGGCAGUGGUCAACAAAUUCCAGCAAGUUUUAUUAAACCAGUUAAAAUUUCCGGUCUUAAUCCUGAUCUUAAAUAUGUAUUUUCAUUAGCUAUUUAUGAUAUUAAUGGACAAUUAAUUGGAGAAAGUGUUAGUGAAUCAACAGAACCAAUAUUAGCCGCAAAUCCAAUAUCUUUAUUAUUUAUUCGAUGUCUUCUUUCACAAGUUUCCUAUGAAAUCAAACAAUAUACAGUAGCUAAAAAAGCUUUUCAUUCAAUUUGGACAUAUUUUGUACGAACACCAGCAAAAAUUGAAAGUUCAAUACGGGAAUUAUCUGUAGAAAAUCCAUUGAUUAUUUAUGAGUUACGUUAUGCAUGUGUUGCUGAAAGUUCAAUAUCAUUAUUACAAAAAUUUAUUAAUUCAAUAUUUAUUAACCUCGAAAUUUUCAUCAAAGAAAAUCAUUACUAUUGUGAUAUGAUAACACCCACAUCAUCUAAUCGUGCUAAUCAAAUAAAUCGUAUUCAUGCAUGUAGUCAAAUAUUAAUUGCAUUAGAACUUUCUAGUUGGCUUAAUGAUUCACAAUAUACAUUACAAUCAGUUAUUUAUUUAUAUGGUUUAUUAACACCAUUAAUAUUUUAUAAAAUAUUCUAUCCAUCUAUACAUUAUGUUUUUGAUAAAUGUUUAGCUGUACUCGAAGAAAUUUCUCAACAAAUAACAAAACAACGUUUACGUAUAACACAAGAAAAUAUCUAUCAUAUGAUUGCAUGUAUGACAUCGUAUAUAAGUCAGUAUUUACAACAAAAUAAUCAAAUAAAAUUAUCGAUUUUAAUAAAUCAAAUUGGAAAGAAAAUUUUAUCAACAAUUAUUGCUAUACAAACAAAUGAUAUGAAUAGAGGUGAUCAAACAUCAGCAGUAGGUACACAAGGACCAACAAUAUUAUCAGAUGAAAUAGCUGAAUCAAUAAUGCCAAAAUCUUAUUAUGCACAAAUUCAUAAUGAAGAACUUAAAGCAUUGGAACUUUUUGUUGCAAAAGAACGUAAUACACAAGCAUCUCUUAGUGGAAAUGAAGAAGCAGCUGUUGUCUAUAAUUUUAUUAAUACAACAUCAGUUCAACAUAGUUAUAAAGAAAUUCAAAAAUUUCGUAAACGUCCAGUAUAUAUGGAAUAUCUAACACAAGUUAUCACGAAAGCAUUACUUGAUCCAUCGAAUGAUGAAAUUCUCGGUUGGUACGAUGAAAAUUUAGCAUUUAUUUCUAAACGAAAUGAUCUUAUUCUUGAACCAUGGCGAAUGGUUAUUGCUAAAGGAGCAGAUAUUAUAGCAAUUCUUGGUAGUAAUGAAAAUAAAUAUGCUGCUGCAGUAACAGAAUUUAAUCCAGAACAAAAUAAGAAAGAACAACUUAGUGGAAAGAAGAAACGAUCAGCUAUAACGAAAAGAAUUCUACGAGCUAAACCAUCGAAAUAUUAUUUUCUUACACCAACUAAAACUCCUGAAGCAAUUCGUAAAGAACUUGAACAACGUCAAAAACCGGUAAGAUAG
This is a messenger RNA of Adineta steineri, 4557 nucleotides long. Lineage: Eukaryota; Metazoa; Rotifera; Eurotatoria; Adinetida; Adinetidae. The record is from the annotation of a GenBank genome assembly.